AUAAACAAAAGCCACCCUCCUCCAUCACCUCUCAUCUCCAAAGAUACCCUCCAUUUUUAAUAUAUGCCAUUAUAAUUGUCAAUAGUAAUUCUUCCUCCAAUGUUUUUGUUUCCCGUAUGCAUUGAUUUUUGUAAACCUUUCCUUGACCUGUAAUUCAAUAUCAACUUGGGGCAAAGUUUUGGAAGAUUUGGGGAUAUGAAAUCUGGUCAGAUCUUGCUUUGUGGGGUGUGGAUUUUGGUGGGUCUUUUAUCAUUACAAACCCCUCUUGCCCUUCUCCUCCAACAACAAUAAGAACCCCCUCCCCCAUAAAACGAGCACCAUAAGAGAGCAAAAUCUUUCAUCAUCAUCGUCUUCUUCUUCUUCUUCAACUCACAUCUUGUACUGUCCUAGCUAGACAUCAUUGGACCUUGGAAAUUCUUUUGAGUUUCAGCAAAUGGCCAUUGCUGCAGCAGAUCAGUCACAGUUCCAUGUCCUAGCUGUUGAUGACAGCCUCAUUGACAGGAAGCUCAUUGAGAGGCUCCUCAAGACAUCCUCAUAUCAAGUUACUACAGUUGAUUCUGGUAGUAAAGCUCUUGAGUUCCUUGGUCUGGUGGAAUAUGAACAGAGCAGCUCAGAUUCUCCGUCCAUCUCAACAAACACCCAUCAGGAAGUUGAGGUGAAUCUUGUAAUCACAGAUUACUGCAUGCCGGGAAUAACAGGCUAUGACUUGCUCAGAAGAAUUAAGGAAUCUUCAGCACUGAGAGACAUACCGGUGGUCAUUAUGUCAUCUGAGAAUGUCCCAUCAAGGAUAAACAGGUGCUUGGAAGAAGGGGCAGAGGAGUUCUUCUUGAAGCCAGUGAGACUAUCAGAUGUCCACAGGCUGAAGCCCCACAUGAUGAGAACUAAAUUCAAGGAUCACCAUGGCCAAAAGAAGAGGGAAGAAGAAGAAGAAGAAGAAGAAGAAGUAGAUCAAGAGGAAGAAUCGGAGAGGAGGCCCGGAAUCGAAGCCCCUCUGCACGAUAAACAUCAGCAGCAGUUGCAGCACCAGAACAGCAACAAGAGGAAGUCCAUGGAAGAAGGGCUCUCUCCUGACAGGACAAGGCCCAGAUAUAGUGAUGUUGCUGCUGUUGUCUGAUCAGUCCUGACCAGGGGAGGGGUCAUCAUUAGAUUCCUUACCAAUUUUUUUUUUUUCUCUUUGUCCCUUUCUGCUGGGUAGAUAGAUCGAUGAUAGAUGAGGAAGAAGAAGGAGAUCAUCAAGCUAAGAAGGGCUAAAGGGCAGAGGUCUUAUACAGUGGAUGAAUUUGUUGUAGUGGUUAAUCCUUUUAUGUAUGUACACAUCUCUUCACGUGAUAAUAGUUCCUUCCAAUUUUGUUCUGCUGAUAUGGCCACAGAGAGAGAGAGAGAAAAAGAGAGAGAGAGAGAGAGAGAGAGAACAGGACAUGAAAAAGAUGAAACCUUUGAAGUUUGUACUUGGUCUUGUGAAUUAACUGAUAUAUAUUCUGCAGCAGCAAAACUGAUCAUAAUCAGAGAUUUCAUCUA
Punica granatum (pomegranate) is the source of this 1518-nucleotide messenger RNA. The record is from RefSeq and is a predicted model, not a curated record. NCBI's taxonomy places the organism in Eukaryota, Viridiplantae, Streptophyta, Magnoliopsida, Myrtales, Lythraceae.